AUGAGGGCACUGUGGAGCCACUUGAGUGCCAUUUCGAAUUGCAAACUUUCUCCGAGAUUAUCCGCACCAAAUUCGACCUCACAUCGACCCAUCAUUUCCACUGACCAAGAUCCUGAGCUCAGAGAUUUUGUUGGGUUUUUAGAAUCUCUCAAAAACUAUGAGAAAUCUGGUCUGCCAAAAGGAGCUGGAACUGAUUCUCGUCAAGGGUUCGAUCUCGCUAGAAUGAAACGUCUCAUGCUUCGUCUCAAUACUCCACAUCUCAAUUACAAGGUUGUUCAUGUGGCUGGAACAAAGGGAAAAGGAUCAACUUGUACUUUUCUUUCCAAUAUCUUACGAGCAGCAGGAUAUUCAGUUGGUUCUUAUUCUAGUCCACAUAUUCUGAGUAUCAAAGAACGCAUUUCCUGUAAUGGAGUUCCUGUCUCUGCAUCCACUCUUAACGAUCUCUUCUAUUCGAUUAAACCGAUCCUCGAUCAGUCUAUUCAAGAGGAGAAUGGUUCUUUGAGUCAUUUUGAGAUUCUCACAGGGAUAGCCUUUUCAUUAUUUUCGAAAGAAAAUGUCGACAUUGCGGUUAUAGAGGCUGGGCUAGGAGGAGCUCGUGAUGCUACAAAUGUCAUUGAAAGUUCAAAUCUUGCUGCAUCAGUCAUAACGACGAUAGGUGAGGAACAUUUGGCUGCUCUUGGUGGUUCUUUGGAAAGUAUAGCAGAGGCGAAAUCUGGAAUUAUUAAACACAGUCGUCCAGUGGUUUUAGGUGGAUCGUUUCUUCCACAUAUCGAGGGCAUUCUUCGUUCUAAAGCAGCAUCAUUGUCGUCAUCGGUAAUAUUGGCAUCAAAUAUUGGAUCUAAUUCUUCAAUCAAAGGCAUCAUCAACAAAAACGGGAUUGGGCUUUGUCAGUCCUGUGACAUUGUCAUACGAAAUGAGAGAGAUGAUAAACCAAUUGUUGAGCUUGGUGAUGUAAAUCUACGCAUGCUUGGACAUCACCAGCUCCAAAAUGCGGUUACUGCCACAUGCGUGUCUCUCUGUCUUCGUGAUCAAGGAUGGGGGAGAGUGACAAAUGAAGCAAUGCAGAUUGGUUUAGAGAAUACUCGUUUACUUGGUAGAAGUCAGUUUCUGACACCAAACGAAGCAGACACAUUACAAUUACCAGGAGCAACAGUGCUUCUUGAUGGAGCCCACACCAAAGAAUCUGCUCGAGCUCUAAAGGAUAUGAUAAAGAAAGAUUUUGCAGAGAAGAGAUUAGUGUUUGUGGUUGCAAUGGCUAGUGACAAAGAUCAUGUUUCCUUUGCAAAAGAGAUUCUCUCAGGUCUAAAACCAGAAGCAGUGGUCUUAACAGAAACUGACAUUGGUGGAGGUAAGGUUAGAUCAACAGAGUGUUCGGUUUUGAAAGAAUCAUGGAUAAAAGCUGCUGAUGAGUUAGGUUUAGGGUUUAUGGAAGCUUCAGAAAACAAAAAUGUGUUUGGUUCCUUCAAACUUGCCUACAAGAUUCUCAACGAUGACUCGGGAAUGGUUAUAGUCACCGGUUCACUUCACUUUGUAUCUUCAGUCUUAGCUUCUCUUCAACAUUAG
Arabis nemorensis is the source of this 1563-nucleotide messenger RNA. The record is from the annotation of a GenBank genome assembly. NCBI's taxonomy places the organism in Eukaryota, Viridiplantae, Streptophyta, Magnoliopsida, Brassicales, Brassicaceae.